UCCCUCCGGGGACCGUCGCUCUGGAUGUGGAGCCGGGUUUUCCCCUCAGGUUUGCUGCAAGAGCGAGGAGCGUGGUUCCCUGAGGGCGGGUUGUGCCGCUUUUGCGGGUUCCCCCGCCUGUGGCCCGGUACCACCGCGCGUGUGCGGUGGGAAAGGCACAGUCGUUCGCCCCGUGGCGUGGGGGUGAUUCUCCCCUUGCCCCUGGCGCUGAGCUCUGACAGUGACUCUCGGGUUUUGCUCCUCUGCUCGCAGCGUCCCCUUGGCGGUGGCCGAGGCUCUGGGGGGCUGGGCUCGGUGAAGCGGUGGAUGUUUCACCAGACACAGCGGUGACAACACAGAGCCUCGCUGUAGGAAACGCAGAAGGCGAGCAAGGAAACGUGUUCCUUGGGAAUAUCGUUCCAAAGGGCGACGGUAAAUAAAAACACAAGCCCCCGCUACUUGGUGUCGAAUCGGAGCGGUUUGUGAGUGAGAAAUGGGAACACAGUAGUUGUAAUUACGGAGCUGGGGUAAUUACAUAGUUGCUGCAGGCUCUGAAAGGAGGAAGUUUUGUGUUGCUGGGCGGUAAGGAGAGGUGGGGUAAUAUUCCCACACCGAUGCAGGGCGCUGCACGGGAGUCCUGUCGUUCGAUAAUACCUCCUGGGGAGACUCAGAGCGUUGGAUCCUGCGAGAAGACCCCAGAGCAGGCAGAACGGCCACAGCACGGCUCCAAACCGCGCUGCCCCCGCCGCCCAACCCCUUGGCAUUUGAAAUACAGUGCGUUCUGCAAUUCAAACCGACAUUUUUUGGUUUUGUGGGUUGUUUUGGUUGGUUUUUUUUUUCCUCUCUCUUUCAGUUUGGACCCGAAGGCAGACCACCUCUGGAACAGGAGAGCACCCAGGAAGCUUUUUGCAGAAAGCCGAGGAGGUGCAGGAGGGGGGAUGCAGCGGGCAGCCUUUGGCAGGUGGUGGUGGUGUUGACGCACAGAAGUUACUUUGCCUUGGGGAGGACAAAGCCCUGUCUGCUGCUUAUGUAGGUGUGUUCCUGCCAUCUCCCUUCUCCCCCAAGAAGCCGCCUGGGUCGCGCAGCAGCGGGGACUCGGCAGUCGCCGCCGCAGCAGCAGCAGCAGAUUAUGGUGGCGGCGCGGCGGGGGGAGCGGCGCCAGCCCUGAUCCGCCGAUGCGUUUUUCCUCAGACCAUCCUCGCUCGGAAGUGCCACCUGAAGCUUCGGCGGCUGGGCAGGGACCCCGCUACCGUUUGAAAGGGGAAAACCCCUGAAGGGGGAAGGAGCUAAGGGAAGGAGGGGCAGCGCCGGGUUUGGUGCGUGCUUGUGGGGAGAGGGGAUUGGUUAUCAUGGCGGAUCGGACGGCUCCGAGAUGCCAGCUCCGUCUGGAGUGGGUCUACGGGUACAGGGGCCACCAGUGCCGCAACAACCUGUACUACACCGCGGGCAAGGAGGUGGUUUACUUCGUGGCCGGAGUCGGCGUCGUCUACAACACCCGAGAGCACAGCCAGAAAUUCUUCCUCGGGCACAACGAUGAUAUUAUCAGCCUUGCAGUUCACCCGGAUAAAACUUUAGUAGCAACAGGGCAGGUUGGGAAGGACCCUUACAUUUGCAUCUGGGAUUCCUACCGGGUACAGACUGUGUCUGUUCUUAAGGAUGCACAUACACAUGGAGUUGCCUGCUUAGCUUUUGAUUCAGAUGGCCAGCGUUUAGCUUCAGUGGGACUGGAUGCCAAAAAUACAGUGUGUAUUUGGGACUGGAAGAGAGGAAAACUACUGGCAACAGCUACAGGCCAUUCAGACAGGAUAUUCGAUAUUUCCUGGGAUCAAUAUCAACCAAAUAGAAUUGUCAGCUGUGGAGUAAAACACAUAAAGUUUUGGACGUUGUGUGGAAAUGCACUGACAGCAAAGAGAGGAAUAUUUGGUAAAAUGGGAGAUCUCCAAACUAUCCUUUGUUUAGCAUGUGCAAAAGAAGAUAUCACGUACUCUGGUGCUUUAAAUGGUGACAUCUAUGUUUGGAAAGGGCUAAACUUAGUCCGCACAAUCCAAGGAGCACAUAGUGCUGGAAUUUUUAGUAUGUAUGCCUGUGAGGAAGGUUUUGCCACUGGAGGGAGAGAUGGUUGCAUUCGUUUAUGGGACACUGAUUUCAAGCCAAUUACUAAAAUUGAUCUCAGGGAGACUGAACAAGGAUACAAAGGUUUGUCCAUCCGAAGUGUCUGUUGGAAAGCAGACAGACUUUUAGCAGGGACCCAGGACAGUGAAAUAUUUGAGGUGCUAGUAAGAGAGAGAGAUAAACCCAUGCUGAUCAUGCAGGGUCACUGUGAAGGGGAGCUCUGGGCCCUGGCGGUCCAUCCAAAGAAGCCUUUGGUAGUCACAGGCAGUGACGAUCGGUCUGUACGGUUGUGGAGUCUGGCCGACCAUGCCUUGAUAGCUCGGUGUAACAUGGAGGAAGCGGUGCGCAGCGUGUCUUUCAGUCCUGAUGGGUCACAGCUGGCGCUUGGGAUGAAGGAUGGCUCCUUCAUUGUUCUUCGAGUGAGAGACAUGACAGAGGUAGUUCAUAUUAAAGACCGGAAAGAAGUAAUCCAUGAAAUGAAAUUCUCACCAGAUGGCUCUUACCUCGCUGUGGGGUCUAAUGAUGGCCCAGUGGAUAUCUACGCGGUGGCUCAGCGAUACAAAAAAAUAGGAGAGUGCAACAAAUCUUCUAGUUUUAUAACUCAUAUUGACUGGUCUGUGGACAGUAAAUUCUUGCAAACCAAUGAUGGUGCGGGAGAGAGACUGUUCUACAAGAUGCCGUCUGGGAAGCAUCUAACUAGCAAAGAUGAGAUCAAAGGAAUUCACUGGGCCUCGUGGACCUGUGUGAUAGGAUCUGAAGUGAAUGGAAUUUGGCCAAAGUACACAAACAUUACAGAUGUCAACUCUGUGGAUGGAAAUUACAACAGCUCAGUGCUAGUGACUGGAGAUGAUUUUGGACUGGUUAAAUUAUUCAGAUUUCCAUGCCUAAAGAAAGGAGCUAAAUUUAGAAAAUACGUUGGCCAUUCAGCACAUGUAACCAACGUCCGUUGGUCCCAUGAUUUUCAGUGGGUUUUAAGUACAGGAGGGGCUGAUCACUCUGUUUUUCAGUGGCGAUUUAUUCCAGAAGGGAUAACAAACGGCAUCCUUGAAACAUCUCCACAAGAGGGUGGCGUCGAUUCCUACAGUGAAGAAUCAGAUUCAGAUUUAUCUGAUGUGCCAGAGUUAGAUUCUGACAUUGAGCAAGAAGCUCAAAUCAACUAUGAUCGCCAGGUUUACAAAGAAGACCUACCUCAGCUGAAACAGCAAAGUAAAGAGAAAAACUAUUCUGUGCCCUUCCUUAAAAGAGAGCGAGCGCCUGAGGACAGUUUAAAGUUGCAGUUUAUACAUGGUUAUAGAGGGUAUGACUGUCGAAAUAACUUGUUCUACACACAAGCUGGAGAAGUGGUCUAUCAUAUUGCUGCUGUAGCUGUCGUGUAUAACAGGCAGCAGCACACUCAGAGGCUGUAUCUUGGCCAUGAUGAUGACAUCCUCAGCCUAAGCAUUCACCCAGUGAAAGACUAUGUUGCUACUGGACAGGUUGGAAGAGAUGCUGCUAUCCACGUUUGGGACACACAGACACUGAAAUGUUUGUCAUUGCUCAAAGGCCAGCACCAAAGAGGAGUGUGUGCACUGGAUUUUUCAGCUGAUGGAAAGUGUUUGGCAUCUGUCGGGCUAGAUGAUAAUCAUGCCAUUGUGUUUUGGGAUUGGAAAAAAGGCGAAAAGCUAGCGACAACCAGGGGACAUAAAGAUAAAAUAUUCGUAGUGAAGUGUAAUCCACAUCAUGUAGACAAACUAGUCACAGUUGGGAUGAAGCACAUCAAAUUUUGGCAGCAAACCGGUGGGGGCUUUACGUCAAAGCGAGGAACAUUUGGAACUACUGGAAAAUUGGAAACGAUGAUGAGUGUUUCGUAUGGGCGCAUAGAAGAUCUCGUUUUCUCUGGUGCUGCUACUGGUGACAUUUAUAUCUGGAAGGAUACUCUGUUGCUGAAGACAGUGAAAGCCCAUGACGGCCCUGUGUUUGCCAUGCAUGCACUGGAUAAGGGAUUUGUGACUGGUGGAAAAGAUGGAAUCGUGGCCCUUUGGGAUGAUAUGUUUGAAAGAUGUCUGAAGACGUACGCUAUUAAAAGAGCAGCACUAUCUGCCAGUUCUAAAGGUUUACUUUUAGAAGACAAUCCCUCUAUUCGAGCCAUCAGUCUAGGACAUGGGCAUAUACUAGUAGGAACUAAAAAUGGGGAGAUACUGGAAAUUGAUAAAAGCGGUCCCAUGACUCUACUUGUUCAGGGGCAUAUGGAAGGAGAAGUCUGGGGCUUGGCAGCUCAUCCUCUCCUGCCUGUCUGUGCAACAGUGAGUGAUGAUAAAACACUUCGAAUCUGGGAACUUUCAUCCCAGCACCGCAUGCUGGCAGUGAGGAAGCUGAAAAAAGGUGGACGAUGCUGUGCCUUUUCCCCGGAUGGGAAAGCCUUGGCUGUAGGGCUGAAUGAUGGGAGUUUUCUGGUGGUAAACGCUGACACUGUGGAAGACAUGGUCUCUUUUCACCACAGAAAGGAAAUGAUCUCUGAUAUAAAGUUUUCACAAGAAUCGGGAAAGUACCUGGCUGUGGCUUCCCAUGAUAAUUUUGUAGAUAUUUACAAUGUACUUACCAGCAAAAGAGUUGGCAUUUGUAAAGGUGCAUCUAGCUAUAUCACACACAUUGACUGGGACUCAAGAGGAAAGUUAUUGCAAGUCAAUUCUGGUGCCAAAGAACAACUAUUUUUUGAAGCACCAAGGGGGAAAAGGCAUAUUAUAAGAAUUGCCGAGAUAGAGAAGAUUGAGUGGGACACCUGGACGUGUGUUCUCGGUCCUACUUGUGAAGGAAUCUGGCCCACGCCCAGCGAUGUCACCAUUGUAAACGCAGCUAGUCUUACAAAAGACGGAACGCUGUUAGCUACAGGAGAUGAUUUUGGUUUUGUCAAGCUUUUUUCAUAUCCAGCGAAGGGACAACAUGCAAAAUUCAAGAAGUACGUGGGUCACAGCGCCCAGGUAACCAACGUUCGGUGGUUACACAAUGAUUCUGUGCUGCUGACUGUAGGUGGUGCUGAUACAGCUUUGAUGAUCUGGACCAGAGAAUUUUUGGGCAUUCAGGAGAGUAAGCUGGUUGAUAGUGAAGAAUCAGACACAGAUGCAGAAGAAGAUGGAGGUUAUGAUAGUGAUGUUGCAAGAGAAAAAGCAAUUGACUAUACCACUAAGAUCUAUGCAGUAAGCAUCCGAGAAAUGGAAGGGACAAAACCACAUCAACAGCUGAAGGAAGUUUCAGUAGAAGAGAGGCAGGGAAUUGUCAAGGGAUCAAGGCCACCAGUUAGCAGAGCAGCUCCUCAGCCUGAAAAACUGCAAAAGAACAAUAUCACCAAAAAAAAGAAAUUGGUUGAGGAGCUGGCUUUAGACCAUGUUUUUGGAUACAGAGGAUUUGAUUGUCGCAACAACCUCCAUUACCUAAAUGAUGGUGCUGAUAUCAUUUUCCACACAGCUGCAGCAGGCGUAGUUCAGAAUCUUUCCACUGGUAGUCAGAGUUUCUACCUGGAGCAUACUGAUGACAUUCUCUGCCUAACUGUGAAUCAACACCCAAAGUAUAAAAAUAUUGUGGCUACCAGCCAGAUCGGUGAUAUGACAGAAUUUCCAGGUACAACUCCCACAAUUCAUAUAUGGGAUGCUAUGAGUAAGCAAACUAUUUCAAUGCUACGUUGCUUCCAUACCAAAGGGGUCAACUAUGUUAACUUCAGUGCAACUGGCAAACUUCUGGUUUCAGUGGGAGUUGACCCAGAACAUACUAUCACAGUCUGGAGGUGGCAAGAAGGAGCUAAAGUUGCUAGCAGGGGAGGACACCUGGAGAGGAUUUUCGUUGUGGAGUUCCGCCCAGAUUCAGACACUCAGUUUGUGUCUGUUGGGGUGAAACACAUGAAGUUCUGGACAUUAGCUGGCAGUGCUUUGCUUUACAAGAAAGGAGUCAUCGGUUCCAUGGAAGAUGCCAAAAUGCAAACCAUGCUUUCUGUGGCCUUCGGAGCAAACAACCUUACAUUUACUGGUGCCAUAAAUGGAGAUGUCUACGUCUGGAAGGAUCAUUUCCUGAUUAGACUUGUGGCCAAAGCUCACACUGGGCCAGUGUUCACCAUGUACACAACUCUUCGAGAUGGACUCAUUGUCACCGGGGGGAAGGAGAGACCCACAAAAGAAGGGGGAGCUGUGAAGCUGUGGGAUCAAGAGAUGAAGCGGUGCCGAGCGUUUCAGCUGGAGACAGGGCAGCUGAUCGAGUGCGUUCGCUCCGUCUGCAGGGGAAAGGGCAAAAUUUUAGUGGGAACAAAAGAUGGUGAAAUCCUUGAAGUAGGAGAAAAAAAUGCUGCUUCAAACUUGUUGAUCGACUGCCACAUGGAAGGGGAGAUCUGGGGCUUGGCAACCCACCCCUCUAAAGACAUAUUUAUCUCUGCAAGUAAUGAUGGAACAGCAAGAAUCUGGGACCUGUCUGACAAAAAACUGCUGAACAAAGUGAAUCUGGGUCAUCCUGCACGCUGUGCCGCGUAUAGUCCUGAUGGGGAGAUGGUUGCCAUUGGCAUGAAGAAUGGAGAAUUUGUUAUUUUACUUGUAAACAGCCUUAAGGUUUGGGGCAAAAAGCGAGACAGAAAGUCUGCAAUUCAGGAUAUCAGGAUCAGCCCCGAUAACAGGUUUUUGGCAGUGGGUUCCCAAGAACAUACUGUAGAUUUUUAUGAUCUCACUCAAGGUACCACCCUAAACCGAAUAGGCUACUGCAAAGACAUUGCAAGUUUUGUCAUCCAGAUGGAUUUCUCUGCAGACAGCAGGUACAUCCAGGUAUCCACGGGUGCAUAUAAGCGUCAGGUUCAUGAGGUGCCCGUGGGAAAGCAAAUAACAGAUCCUGCAUUGAUAGAGAAGAUCACGUGGGCCACAUGGACAAGCAUUCUGGGAGAGGAAGUGAUGGGGAUUUGGCCGCGCAAUGCAGACAAGGCUGAUGUGAACUGUGCCUGUGUGACCCAUGCGGGCCUCAACGUCGCCACUGGAGAUGACUUCGGGCUGGUGAAGCUGUUUGAUUUCCCGUGCACAGAGAAAUUUGCCAAGCAUAAGCGGUACUUUGGGCACUCAGCACAUGUCACCAACAUCCGCUUCUCCCAUGACGACAAGUACGUCAUCAGCACUGGGGGGGAUGACUGCAGUGUCUUUGUCUGGCGAUGUCUUUGAAUGGCGAUGACUUCCUGCUGUUCCUGCCACCCCCAAGCAGCUGCUGUGCCCAGGGAUGCCUCCAGCCCAUGAUGCUGUGCAGGGACACCCUCCUAGUGAUUUACUGACUUGUGAAUGUGAUGGUGCAUUUGAAAGACCCUUAAGUAAGAAGGUGCAGCUGCAAAGGGGAUCCUUCUGUGCCCUGGGUAGGCUGUGGGGAGGAACACUCCACUCACAGAGCUGAUUUUGCCUCCAUGCAGUGUUAGUCAAACCCUGCUGAAACGGGAGUGCACUGAGGACAUGCUGGGCCCUUUACAUUUCCGUUAUUUCUAAAUUGAUGGUGUCAACAUUUCUUCAAGGAAUCGGCUGUCUUUCCAACACCUGCGUAACACUCACAUGUGGUGCACUGAGAAAAACUAGAAGCUUUUAGUCAACAUUGCUGGGGUUCACACUUCUGCUUUCAGUAAUUUAAGGAGCAAACUAUCAUUUUUUAAGUCAGUCCAUUUUCUUUUUAAAUAUAUAUAUUUGGCAAACUUUUCUAUCCAUAAAGUGCCUUUCAGUAAUUUUUCUAGUAGUAUGGGCUACAGUCUUGCCUCCCACCAAUUGCUUUCAACACACGGUGCUAUAACUUUCACACAGAGGAGGGCUAACCAACACCAUUAACACCUUUUCCAGCUGCCUACUUACAUUCUCCCUGAUUUCUGCUUUGCUUUCCACCAUCUUCAUAAGUGAAUUCCCAAAUGAUCCUGACAGCAAGAACCUCCUGGUAAGCUGUUCACAACUGCUUGGCAAUGGUAGCAUGAGUGCAGCCACAAUUGGAAUCUCAACUCAGACAGCGAGUAGAGUGAGAGAGUUGGUUGCAGAAAUUCUGACACAGAAUUUCAGGGAAAAAGCGCUUUCUGGGUAACAACUUCCCGCAGACAGUGGACAGUUCCUGUAUUGAUCAGAACUGGUUUGAAAGUCCCAGGAAAUGUCCCUGUCCUCAAGAAGAGCCUCAGUUUUGCCAAUAGGGGGAGUGACUCCUCUCACAGCCAAGGC
This is a messenger RNA of Athene cunicularia (burrowing owl), 8267 nucleotides long. It is a transcript of the gene EML6, whose product is annotated as echinoderm microtubule associated protein like 6. NCBI's taxonomy places the organism in Eukaryota, Metazoa, Chordata, Aves, Strigiformes, Strigidae. The coding region runs from base 1329 to 7250 and encodes 1973 amino acids. The transcript is spliced from 44 exons. The record is from RefSeq and is a predicted model, not a curated record. Gene Ontology annotation, molecular function: microtubule binding.